Molecule: messenger RNA, 1076 nt
Organism: Morus notabilis
Lineage: Eukaryota; Viridiplantae; Streptophyta; Magnoliopsida; Rosales; Moraceae
Exons: 1
Coding region: 52-816 (254 amino acids)
Source: RefSeq, a predicted model, not a curated record
AUAGCAACAUAGAGAUUUUUAUUUUUUGUACACCUUGAAUAACUUUGUAAGAUGGUCAACCAUUUGUGUAGGAACCUAGUACCAUGGAUCAAUUGUGCUAUAUUAGUUAUACUUGUUGUUCCAUUUCUAGUGGGAUUUUUGGGAUUUGGGUACUUGUUCUUCUCCAUCUUCAUAACAUCUACAAUAUUAAUUCUCUCCACCAUUUUCUUCAAAUUUUCUAAGCCCAAACCUUGUGACCUGACUGAAAACUCAUCAGAGAAAGAUCAUGUCCUAACCAGCCCUGACCAAAAAAUCCCAUUUCCCCAGUUGGAAGAUCAUGUUAAAGAAGUACCAGAUGACCAUGAAAACGAAUCUCAAGAACACCAAGACAUGAGCUCUCACGUGUCAGUUUCAUCGCAGAACUCACUAUCAGAAUUAAGUGACCAGUGCCUAGAUCACUCAUCGAUUACUGAGGAUUCUGAAGCAGAAUGGCCCUUCAGAGACAACAUCAGUGCCGGUCGAAAAACCGCGGUUUUCUCCGACGACGACGACGGAUCGAUCUCCGACGAGGAAAGCCUCAUUGAGAUUGCCCUCCCAAGUGGGCACUAUGUUGGUCAUGAUCAUGAUGGUUAUCUCAACAAAGAGAAACUAGUCUUUAACGUGAACCAGAAAAUGCCUGCAGAUCUUAAUAAUUUGUUUCCCGAGUGCAUCUUCAAGCAGAGAAGCUUAAUGGAGUUGUUAGCUGAGAUAAACGACAUGAAUGAAGAGGAAAACUUGAUCGAGAUUGACAUAUCCAUGGGGUCCAUCAAGUGUUCAAGGUUUGAGAUUGAAGCUUGAGAACUAUAAUAAGUUGAUACUUUAAUUAGCUUUUUUUGCUUUUUUUUUUUUCACCAGAGUUUAUAAUUUUCUUAGUAUAUUCAAGUUUUUGAUCCUUUCAAUGGAUUUCGGUUGGUAUAUGACUCUUAUUUAGGAUUGUUUUACAAUGUACAUUACUUUUGUGUUUUUGUCGUUUUAUGAUAAUAUGGGGGGUGCACUACGACUAUAUGGAGCUGCUUUGCUGAUCAUCUUUAUUAACUUUGGAUACCCAAUAAAGCACU